Molecule: messenger RNA, 2218 nt
Organism: Aricia agestis (brown argus)
Lineage: Eukaryota; Metazoa; Arthropoda; Insecta; Lepidoptera; Lycaenidae
Product: gastrula zinc finger protein XlCGF57.1-like
Exons: 7
Coding region: 38-2008 (656 amino acids)
Biological process (GO): regulation of transcription by RNA polymerase II
Cellular component (GO): nucleus
Molecular function (GO): RNA polymerase II cis-regulatory region sequence-specific DNA binding; DNA-binding transcription activator activity, RNA polymerase II-specific
Source: RefSeq, a predicted model, not a curated record
UAUUGAAAUAAAAUAACAUUUAGAUACCUCCCACAUUAUGUUACAAAAAACUUGCUGCUCUAUAUGCUUAACUUUAAAUAAAAGAACUAUCAACAUUUACGGUACACAUCUGCAAAAUGUUUAUGAGAAACUAGCUGAAUUUGAGGCGAAAGCAGAGUUAUGUUAUCUAUGCUACAUAUGUUGUGCGAGACUACGACAAGUUGCCAACCUUCAGAACGAAGUAACAAGCAGUAGUCAGUCACCAAAAACUUUAGUCUGCCUCGUCAUACAGAAUAUUGAAAAUGAAACUAUACCGUACCAUGUUGUGCUAACAAAAAAGGAACCUCUGGAAUUUGAUGUUCAGGAGAGACGCUUGGAACCUGAUGAUGUGACUAUAAAACCUGACAUUGAGAAUUCUGAGUAUGUGGAAUGCUGGGUGUGCUACAUCUGCCACACAAGACUGCGACAAUGUCAACAGUUGCAGCAGUUGGCCGUGCAGACACGAGGCCUGAUUGAUGACAUAAUCCAAAAGAAGAUGGAUGUAAAAUUUGAACCAUUUGGAUCUUUGUUACAAUUAUCAACCACGAAGACAAAGGUAACUGAUAGAACAUACAAAACCUCAAGCAUCAAACAGGAGUCUGAUCUUCAGAUAGCAUUUAAUAAUAAAAAUGGGUCAAGACAUGAGGCAGAAAAUACUCAGUACGAACUGGAGGUGGAAGGGUUGUCAGUGGAAUCUGAAGAUCCCCUCGUUAAUACACAGCUACCAACAAACAUAGUGGACGACUCCAUGUCAUUAAAGCGAAGCCAGAGCACCAUUGAGGAUACAAGUUCGAUUUGCCCAGUCGAUCAGCCAGCAUAUUUAGAUAAGGAAUGGGAGGCAGAAAUAAAACUGGAAGUGGAGGGAGUUGAAGACCAAAGUACCGAACAAGACUACGAGCUAGACAAUACAAACCACGGAAGGCGAGACCACACUAGCGAAACACAGUCCAGCAAGCAUACGCGCGGCUGUGACGUUUGUUACAAGAAAUUCAAAUUCAAGAGUGACUUACUACGGCAUAUGCGAAUACAUAGCAACGUCAAACCGUUUGGAUGCGACAUUUGUUCAAGAAAGUUCAAAAGUAGGCAUUGCUUGCAACGACAUAUGAGGAUACAUAUAGGAGAUCUUCCAUACGGCUGCCAUAUUUGUCCAAAGAAAUACUUAUUUGAAUGUGAUCUGCAACGCCACGUCCGAAGUCAUAGAAGUGAAGAAUUAAAUAAUUUAACAAGCAAUGAAAAUAGUUUAUAUGAAGCCGGCGAAGAUAAUGUGUGCAAUUUUUGUUCAAAAAAGUUCACAAAUAAAGGAAGCCUGAACCGACACAUCCGAAUUCAUACGGGUGAUAAACCGUUCGUCUGUCAUGUUUGUGCAAAGAAAUUUAUAGAGAAGAGUGCUCUAGAUAACCAUGUGUUAACACACACUGGCACCAAACCGUUCAGCUGUGAUAUUUGUUCCAAACGAUUCACUCUAAAGCUCAAUUUGAAGAGGCAUUCAGUGGUUCAUACGGCGAAAACGCAGUUUAACUGUGAUAUAUGUACCAAGAAGUUCCGAUUCAAGUCUACUUUGAAAUCCCAUAGGCGGCUACACGGAGGCGCGAGAAUACAGGAACGUAACAAACCGUACAGUUGUGAUGUGUGCUCGGAGAAGUUUUCGCACCAGAGAUAUUUGAACGCUCACGCUCAAAUCCACGCGAGCGACAAAGUGUUUAGUUGUGAAUUGUGCCCGAAAAAGUUUCUACGGAAGACACAUUUGAAUAGACACUCUCGAUCUCAUACAGGCGACCAGCCGUUCACCUGUGAUAUAUGUGCGCGGAAAUUCACUCAAAAAGGCAGCUUGAAAGUGCACAAACGCAGUCACGAGGGAGACCGUAAAUAUAGCUGUCAUAUUUGUUCGAAGAAAUUCCUAAGAAACUACACCCUGCAGACUCAUUUGAAAAUCCACGAGGCCCGGGCAACAGUCUUAUCAGACAGCCAGACAUAUGUGGCCCAACUAUAAAUGUGUAUAUUAUGUUUCACAGUGCACGUUACGAUAAUAUCGCGAUCGUGCUGAUAAAAGAGGGAGUUGAGAAGAACAGGGAUACACCCUGUACCCUAGUCCCUAACCCCUCUAACGAGGGCAGCCUUUUAAGUUUUGUUGUUUGAAAUAAAUACUAACAAUCUUAUAGAUUAUCAUCAUUUGAAUUGAAAUCCAAUUUUUUUUUCAACG